GUGAAGUAUAGAGAUAGAGAUAGAGAAGAACCUUUCAUUUCUUUUGUUUUUUUUUUUAAUUUCAAAAAUUUUUGCACCCUACAAGACAAUUACUAUCUCUUCUCCCACCUCACGCCUCUCCUGCUCUCAGCCCCUACCCAUCUCUCUCUAUCUCUGUGCUCCUUUUUCAUGUCCCAUUUCCAUAUAUAUUUGUGCUACAAGAGACAAACAUAGCUACUCCAAAAUCAUGGAUUGGCAUACCAACUUAGGAACCUUUGUUUCUCGACCUGAAACCUCCUUUAACUUCCUGUACAACUAUAACCAUGACCAGUAUACUCCAGGAAUGGAUAUGAAGCAUCCUGCAAUGGCCAAGACACCACAUGGGCUGGUUGUUCCGGCAGCUAUGGACAAGAUUAGCUUUGGAAGUAGUCAAGAAAAGAAGAAAAGAUUGACAAGUGAUCAGUUAGAGUCAUUGGAAAGAAGCUUUCAAGAAGAGGUCAAGUUAGACCCUGAUAGAAAAAUGAAGCUUUCUCGUGAACUAGGGCUUCAGCCUAGACAGAUUGCUGUUUGGUUCCAAAAUAGACGUGCUAGAUGGAAAGCUAAACAACUUGAACGUUUGUAUGAUGCACUUAAAGAAGAGUUUGAUGUUGUUUCUGUUGAGAAACAGAAGCUUCAAGAAGAGGUUAUGAAACUGAAAGCAAUCCUCCGGGAGCAAGCGACCAAGAAUCAAGUGUCCACGGGAUACACAGAGAUCUCCGGUGAAGAGACGGUGGAAAGCAAAUCGGUUGCAAUUUGGAGCUCUAGUGGGAAGCCACGUGGAACAAGUCAUCAGCAUCAGAUUUCAGAGUGCAACUAUACGAUGAACGUUGACGAAUAUAACCCAGUAUCAUCACCUUACUGGGCUGUUCUUCCAACUUACCCUUAAUUAAUUAAUUAAUAAACUUACGCUAGCUAUUACUGUUGUUGUUUAUACUUAAUUAAUUAUUAAUUAUGGUAGAGUUAAUUUAGACUAGUACCUAAGUUUAUAUAAUAUAUAUGAUGAUCAAUGUUAGUUUUAUUAGCUUUUUUUAGUGAAGGAAUUAGAUGCAUGGCUUCUGCUGUUAA
This is a messenger RNA of Jatropha curcas, 1083 nucleotides long. RefSeq names its product putative homeobox-leucine zipper protein ATHB-51. Gene Ontology annotation, molecular function: sequence-specific DNA binding; DNA-binding transcription factor activity, RNA polymerase II-specific. Lineage: Eukaryota; Viridiplantae; Streptophyta; Magnoliopsida; Malpighiales; Euphorbiaceae. Gene Ontology annotation, cellular component: nucleus. Gene Ontology annotation, biological process: positive regulation of DNA-templated transcription. The record is from RefSeq and is a predicted model, not a curated record.